AUGAUGAUGGUUGAAGAUGGAGUUGUGUUCAAAGAAACCAAAGUUGUAAUUCCAAAUAGUAUGAAAACGGAUAUUAUCAAAGCUAUUCAUACUGGACAUCAAGGAAUUCAAUCUUGUUAUCAAAGGGCAAGAGAAUCCUUGUACUGGCCCAACAUGUUUGAAGAUUUGAGUGACUUCAUACGAUCAUGCACAGUAUGCCAAAGUCAGAGCAGGGCAGAAAUAAAAGAACCCAUCAAAAGUAAACAAAUUCCAAUCAGGCCAUGGGAGGUUACAGCAGCUGAUUAUUUUAAGUUCAAAUGCAAAAGUUACCUUGUUCUUGGUGACAGCUACUCUGGUUACUUCGAACUCGCUGAAGUGUCGUCAAGUAGUUAUGCAACUAUCAAACAGUUGAAGUCAUGGUUUGCUGUUCAUGGUGUACCAGCUGUACUGGAAUCAGAUAACAUGCCUUUCAAUUCAGCAGAGUUUAAAAAAUUUUCAAAACGAUGGGGAUUCGAACAGUCCAUAUCCUCUCCAAACUUCCCAAGAGCAAACGGAUUGGCAGAGAGGUUUGUUCAGACAGCGAAAAACUUGGUCAGGCGAUGUUAUCAAGACGGAACAGACUUAUUUGAAGCUCUGUUGAAUCAUAGAAACACUCCACGAUCACCAGAUCUAGGUUCUCCAGCACAAAGGCUAAUGUCUAGAAGAACACAGACAUUGGUUCCAAUUGAUGAUGCGCUUCUAUUGCCAUCAAUAAUUGAUCCAAAGAAAGUGCAUCAACAACUCUCUGAAGCGAGAGAAAAACAAAACAUGUAUGGAGAUAGAGGUGCAGUUCCAAAGCCAGAGUUUAAACCUGGAGAGAACGUAAAGCUAAGAAAGAGUAAUCGAAGUUGGGUGUUAGACGGAGUAAUUAAAGACAAAGUAAACCCCAGGUCUUACAUAGUGGAAAGCAAAGGAAAACUUUAUCUUCGCAACUCACAGCAUAUUGCCAAGAGAUAUGGUAAACCCAAUUACCUGAAGGAUUACACUUACACUUCCUGA
Molecule: messenger RNA, 1017 nt
Organism: Homalodisca vitripennis (glassy-winged sharpshooter)
Lineage: Eukaryota; Metazoa; Arthropoda; Insecta; Hemiptera; Cicadellidae
Exons: 1
Coding region: 1-1017 (338 amino acids)
Biological process (GO): DNA integration
Molecular function (GO): nucleic acid binding
Source: RefSeq, a predicted model, not a curated record